Pectinophora gossypiella (pink bollworm) is the source of this 4433-nucleotide messenger RNA. Its product is annotated as proprotein convertase subtilisin/kexin type 5-like. Lineage: Eukaryota; Metazoa; Arthropoda; Insecta; Lepidoptera; Gelechiidae. Bases 104 to 1579 code for a protein of 491 amino acids. The record is from RefSeq and is a predicted model, not a curated record. Gene Ontology annotation, molecular function: peptidase inhibitor activity. The transcript is spliced from 13 exons. Gene Ontology annotation, cellular component: membrane.
GUAUAUCAACAGAGUGUUGGGAGGUUACCAUCAGUAGGGUCUGAGUCGCGGUGGAGACAGCUCGUCUCAUCUGUUUUGAUUAGGGUCUGUGUGGUGCUGUGACAUGAAGUGUUUUGUGUUGGUUGUAUUGUGUCUGGCGUACGCAUAUGGUGGUGCAAUAAGAUGUCCACCCGGCACCGAAGAUAUUUCAUGCACAGCAGAACAAGAAGUAACGACGGAAUCACCGACAGAGACAGAGGCUCUGUACAGGAGAGUGUGCAAGGAAGCCACGGGCCCGAUAGUGGAGAAGUGCCGCCGCUACUUCUGUACUGAGGCCGGGGUCGUCGCAUUCCGGACAAUCCCCAACUGCGAACCUAACAUGACAGAGGUCCGCCAGAACUGCACUCCUGGCUCCCACUUCACCCAGGACUGCAACAUGUGCAUCUGUCUCGAGAACCAACUCGGACUGUGCACCGUCAAGAACUGUGGACGCGCUACAAUCCCGAAGAAAUCCGAGCUGGUAUCCGGCAAGGAGUGCGCGGCGGGGUCCUCAUGGAAGAGUCGGUGUAACGACUGCGGCUGCACGCCUGAUGGAUACGCGUUCUGCACUGAGAAGGCCUGCUUAGACCAGCAAGAAGAUACGGUGAUGCGCUGUGCUCCGGACACCAUGUGGAACAACGAGUGCAAUACCUGCUGGUGCACCACCGACGGCCGCGCCAUGUGCACCAGGAUGGGCUGCGCCUCUGACCAGCAGCCUGAAGGAGCAACUGGAACCAAAGCUCUCACUGAUGUGGCCACAAAAUCAUCUAAAAACAUAACACAAAAGGUUGUGUGUGUUGCGAAUCGCAUGUUCAUCAAAGAUUGUAACACCUGUUGGUGCAACGAGGAUGGAACCAGCUUCAUCUGCACCAGAAAAGUUUGCGUCCCUGAACUUCCUGAGGAGGGCACUGAGGAAGAAAUAUCUGAGCAGGAUCUCCGUGUAAUAAAGAAGGAGUGUCGGCCUGAUGAGGUGUUCGAGCUGGAUUGCAAUAUGUGUCGUUGCAACCCCGACGGCAAGUCGUUUUCAUGCACGCGGCGAGCCUGUGUCGACCGCGUUGACGAGGACUUGAAGAACGUAACAUUGAUCAGGAAGGCCCGCGGAGUCACACAGGAGGCGCCGAAAGCCUGCCAGCCCGGGCAGGAGUUCCGGAUGGACUGCAACAAGUGUCUCUGUGACAACGAGGGACAGGACUUCUCCUGCACGCGGAUAGAUUGCAAUGCCCAGAACGGCAACGGUGGAUCUAGGAGUAAGAGAGAGACUUCGGAGCAAGUGACGACGGAGUGCGCCCCGGGCAGCGUGUUCGACAUGGACUGCAACGUGUGCCGCUGCACCACCGACGGCCACCACGCCAUGUGCACCACCAAGCGCUGCGCCGUGCCCAACACUCAGGACAACGACGUCAACUCGCCACUUUCAGAAUCCGACCCGAACUUCCGCUGCAACCCUGGCGAGCAGUUCAAGCGUGGCUGCAACGACUGCUCCUGUUCAGCUGACGGGAAGAGCGUCUUCUGCACCGUCCGCUUCUGCGACCAGGACAUCACACCGCCGCCCAGCCUUUAACUUCGAAGGUAGCUGUGUGGUUAUGACUUCCAAAUAUCUUUCAACAAGUGUGUGUUCUUUUCUGGUGCUACAUGUCUUUCAAUGUCGGCACAAGAGCAAGUGUCCUGCUAAAGGUUAGCUAUCAGAUUGGCUGCCAACACUAUAGCGAAAUGUCAGUUUCCUGUUGAAAGUUAACUAGCAAACUUUCAACUGUCGAAAUUGAUUCUUAACACAAGAGCUUACAAUUCAAACUCCUACGCAUGAUUAGCUACCGUGUCUUGGACUGGUUUCCCUUCUUGUCUCUUCGUGUGCUGUUAAAAGUUUAGCUACAAUAUCUUUGACUGCCGACUGCACCUUGGUACAAUUUUUUUUUGUUGAAACACUGAAAUAAGUUUUUUUUUCUGCUGAUGUUUUUUUAUAUUGUGUUUUUGACACACCAUUUAAAAAAAAACAGAUUACAUCCUUAAUGCGAUAAAUACCCUUGUAUGUUUUAUGUUUCUUAAAACAGAGCACAAUUUUGUAUCCAAAUGACCAUAACAUUGUUUUUUAAAAUUAAUUCAAUUAUCAACCCAAUUAAUCAGUGUUUCAAAAACAUGCUAGAAAAUUAAUCAGAAUUCAGAAGCGAAGUUCAUAACCACACGAUACUCGAAUUUUUCGUAUAGUAAUGUAGAUACUUAGUUACAUAUUGAUUUAUCAUGUGAUUUCCUAGUACUUUACGAUUGUGUAUUUUCAUAAUAAUAACGUUAUGCCUUAUGUUUUAACCGAAUGAUUGUGAUUGAUUCUAAACUCGAUCAAAAAUGAUAACCCGGCAUCUGACCUACUCAUGAUACACUUUGAGAUCACUUGCAUAAGCUACAUUCAUCGUUUAGACAUCUAUAAACGGAUGUUAUUGAAUACUUGAUCGAGUUUUGGAAUUCAUGAUUAAAUAUAAUAGGUAUUACUUUGAGAUUUCUUGUAAGUAGUUUUAAUUUUUCCAUUAUGUGACAAACUAAAUAUGAUAUGGAAACCGUAAUAAAAUCGCAUCUUUCUAGGCAUUUACUUUCUCGUAUAGCAAAUAGGUGACUGUGUUUAUCGUAGGUAAUACAACGGUUUUUAAUGAAAGGAUAAAUAAGUAUUUUAAUCUGCUGUAAAUUACAAAUUGUGACGCGAAUUUUAGUGCAAAUUUUCUUAACCCUGUUAUUAUCGUGAGACGUAAUACCAUAAUUUAUUUAGAUGACCUCGUUAGGGUACCAAAUUAAACCAAUCUGGAUACCCUCGGUCAAUUUGGGAAGACCUUUCGCUACCUAAACUGUGAUUUUACCAGAAGAACGGAGAAGAGUUGUUCAGAUAUGAGCCAUUACAGUAGAAAUUUACAAAAAAGUUUUCCAUUCAUUAAUAUCGCGUUAGUUAUUCAUAUCUGCAACUCUUAUCCACUCGUCUUGGCUCACAUGAAUCCGCAGACUUCUACAACUUAAUUUAAAAUAAUUUUAUAUUUUUUUUUUCUCUUAGUGACAAUGGUCUUUGUGCAAAGACUUCCAUCGAAUUAUGACGAACGAGUUUCUAAGUGCACUUUUGGUUGAAUAUUCAUUUGUUUCCAUUUCAUAUUAAACUCGAACAGAUGUAACUUGAUUUACGUGUAAUAAGUAUUUGUGAACUUUCUAGGGUCACAUUUUGUGUGUGGAUUUCGUAUGUAACUUAGUAGUGACUACACAUUUAUUUCUAAGCAUUGGAUGGCUGCUUUCUACCUUUUCUAGUUUAGUAGUAAUAUUUAAGUGUGCUCUUUUAUUUGUGUUUGAUUGUGUAUUUUGCAUUUGUCAUUGUAUUUGCUGUUCAUUUUUUGAACGGCUUUGUGUCUUGUUUAGAGUUGGUUUUCGGCCCCUAAGGCUACGUUUACACCGCAUUACGUUCCCCGUAUGACUGUAGCACUUAUGUCGGGAAAGAUCCUCGUACAUUGAUUGGUGAUGUAAGCCACAUUAACGUCGGAGUUGAAGCAGUCGCCGUUGCCGAAACCGGCUGGUCACAUCAUCAUUUUAUCAUCAAAUGAGAUUUUUACGAAUUUAACAGUGACAAUUAAACGGACGGAUUAAGUGACGGAGUCUAGGCGGGAAAAUUCGGAAUACGUAAAAAAAUUGAAUCGAACAGUCGCCGUUUGAAUGUAGCCGCAGCCUUUUUAGUUCCUUUGGCAUACUUUCUAUCUUUAUAGCUGGAGAUUUAGCGACAAAGAUGAAGCUGUUUCAAAUCUUACCAGCAAAUUAAUUAGGGACAAUCCAAUAUGAGAAAUGAAGACAUACCUACUGAAAACUGUCUAUCAAAUUACUCGAUUUCUUUGUAUUACAAUAAGGGUUCUCAUUUUUCCGACGCGUCGUUAAAAAUUGCAUUCCCAAUACUGAAGAUCUUUUCGCAUCAGAGCCGUUGGAGAAGUGGAAUUUUUAUACUUAUAUUUAUCAGGGGAAUUAAAAAGGCCACAUCGAAGCGAUUCAUUUGAAAAAGCAAUAUUGCUAUUUGACAUUUGCGCAUGUAAAAGUGCCAACAAAUGCCAAAUAGCAAUAUUGCUUUUUAGAUGAAUUGCUUCGAUGUGGGCUUUUUAAUCCCCCAGUACAUACAGUAGGUACUUAGUUCAUCGUCAUUUAACCUUUCGUAUUUCAUCGUUUCUCAAGAGCGUGUUGUCCUUCUCGCAAAGUUGUAUCACCGUUAUUGGGGCUAAUGUUCUCUACAAAACCAACUUUAAAACUAUUUUCAUGUUCAUGUGUUAGUUAUAGUUAUCAUUGUGUGGUGUGGGAUUAUAUUUGAUUUAAUGUGUUUAGGGAAUUUUUAAACUAAUUUUGUACGUUCGCGUACCAUGUAUUACUUUAUACGUAAUAAACUUAAGAUUGUGAAUUAAAUUGAUUUGAGAAUA